This is a messenger RNA of Hypomesus transpacificus, 4763 nucleotides long. RefSeq names its product transcription factor SOX-6-like. Lineage: Eukaryota; Metazoa; Chordata; Actinopteri; Osmeriformes; Osmeridae. The record is from RefSeq and is a predicted model, not a curated record. The transcript has 10 exons. Bases 114 to 1733 code for a protein of 539 amino acids. Gene Ontology annotation, molecular function: RNA polymerase II cis-regulatory region sequence-specific DNA binding; DNA-binding transcription factor activity, RNA polymerase II-specific. Gene Ontology annotation, biological process: positive regulation of chondrocyte differentiation; central nervous system development; cell fate commitment. Gene Ontology annotation, cellular component: nucleus.
GCGUGGCCGGGGCCAGGUAUUGUGUGAGCACACGAGGGCCGUGUGUGGAGGAGAACCCCUGUCAGGAGACGUUAGGCUGCUCUGUGAUCUGCUCUUUCCCCCUGCUUGGCUCCAUGGCCCUGGGUGCCCGUGUGUGUGUGUGUGUGCCGGGGCAUCUCUCUGAUCUCCGCUCCCUCUCUGUUCAGCAGGUCCAGGGUCACAUGCCUCCGCUCAUGAUCCCCAUUUUUCCACACGACCAGCGGACGCUGGCAGCAGCCGCCGCUGCACAGCAAGGCUUCCUCUUCCCCCCGGGACUCUCCUACAAGCCAGGUGAUAACUACCCGGUGCAGUUCAUUCCAUCCACAAUAGCAGCUGCGGCCGCGUCAGGACUCAGCCCCCUCCAGCUCCAGCAGCUGUAUGCCGCCCAGAUCACCGGCAUGCAGGUCUCACCUGGAGCCAAGAUGCCUCCGCUCCCCCAGCCCCCCAGUGGCCCCAUCUCCCCGUCCGCCCUGAAGAACGACAAGAGAUCCUCCAGCCCAGUCACUCAAAUUAAGGAGGAGGGAACGCAGCCUCUCAACCUGUCGGCCAGGCCCAAGACGGCCGAGCCAGUCAAGUCUCCCACGUCCCCCACACAGAGCCUCUUCUCUGGGAGCAAGAGCAGCCCCAACAGCCUCGGCGGCAAGGGCGGCCUCCCCAGCCCCCUGGGAGGAGGCCUGGGCCGGGGCUCUUCUCUCGACAUCCUGUCCAGUCUGAACUCCACAGCCUUGUUCGGGGACCAGGACGCUGUGAUGAAGGCCAUCCAGGAGGCCAGGAAGAUGAGGGAGCAGAUCCAGAGGGAGCAGCUGCAGCACCACCAGCAGGGCAUGGAGGCCAAGCUGUCUGCCCUCAACUCCAUGGGCAUCGGCAACUGCAGAGCGGACAAGAAUCCUCUGUAUUCUCUCUUCUCUAAUUCUGAGAGGGCUCACUUUGAGAGUCUCGGUCAUCACCUCGGCAAACUGGGAGAGGAAGCCAAGAUUGGACACAGAGUUAUCGACCUCACCCGGCCAGAGGAUCUGGAGGGGGGCGCCAGCACUGCCGAGGCCCGGGUCUACAGGGAGUCGCGAGGCAGGAACACCAACGAGCCCCACAUCAAGCGGCCGAUGAACGCUUUCAUGGUGUGGGCCAAGGAUGAGCGGCGCAAGAUCUUGCAGGCCUUCCCAGACAUGCACAACUCCAACAUCAGCAAGAUCCUGGGCUCCCGCUGGAAAUCCAUGUCCAACCAGGAAAAGCAGCCGUACUACGAGGAGCAGGCUCGCCUGAGCAAGAUCCACCUGGAGAAGUACCCCAACUACAAGUACAAGCCCCGGCCCAAGAGGACCUGCAUCAUCGAUGGGAAGAAGCUACGCAUCGGCGAGUACAAGCAGAUGAUGCGCUCGCGGCGGCAGGAGAUGAGGCAGUUCUUCACUGUGGGGCAACAGCCGCAGAUCCCCAUCAGUACCAGCGCCGGUGUGGUCUACCCUGGGGCCAUAACCAUGGCAACCACCACGCCCUCCCCCCACAUGACGUCCGAGUGUUCCAGUGCCUCGGCCAGCCCCGAGCCCACCAUCCCCGUCAUCCAGAGCACCUACAACAUGAAGCUAGAGCCCAGCCCCAUGGUCAACACCCAGGCCGUCAACGGAGAGGACGAGAUGGACAUAUACGAGGAGUUUGAGGACGAGCCCAAAUCGGACUACAGCAGUGAGACUGAGACACAGGAGCCUGUGAGCGUCAACUGAGGCCUCGCCAAGUUGAGAGCCACACACACACACACACUAGCGUGCAAACACACAGACUCUUACUGGAUAGAGCCCAGAGGGAAAGACGCGUCUGAAUGAGGAGGAAUAGAAGAAGGAAAAAACAAAAAAAACGACACAUCGAAACUCAAAACUGAAAAGAAAAAAAAAAUCUGAUGAUAUAUCAUUUAGGAGCCUGCAUGCAUGUGUGGCUCGAUCAGAAUCAACAGCUAAUUGGUCUUAAAUGUUUCUUACAGUGUGUGAAGCUGUUUUGGUUGUGUUAAGUUUGGAUUUUUUUAUUUUAUUAUUUCAUUGUUUAAUUUUGUGUUUUGAUCAUGAACAUUUGAACAAUUAGGUCAUUGCCUGUACAAUUUUUGAUGACAGGACUUGAAAUGUAAUAUUUUAAUAUGAAUCUAUAAUUCUUACAGUCUUACCUUUUUCUUAAGUUAGAUUUUAUUUUCUCUCUCUCUCACUUCAGUUAAGGCUUUUGAUAGCAUUUCUGUUCAUCAUGGGAGUUAUCAAUUCUCACUCAGGUAUGCUGUGCCAGCCAACAGCUCGUGAAUGUUUUGAAUCUGACUUAUUUUCAACAAUUGAGAAAACACAAUAACUAAGAAAAUUCUUCCUUGCUCAAAGCAAAACAAUUUCACAAUUUGACAGAGGGAAGAAUGCAUAAAACUCCUGUAUGUUUAUUCUUAUUUACCUUACUAUUCUUAUUACAAUUAUUGCCCUUAUUAUUAUUAUUAUUUUAAUUAUAUUAUUUACAAUUGAAACUAACUGUACGACUUUUUGCAGGCGUGCCAUGCAUUUUAGUGUUUCUUUUGUACCAUCAAACACUUGAGUUCUGAGAGAGAGACUGCAUUGGUUGUAGACAAUCUCUUGAUAUCGUGUUUAGUGUAAAAAUCCAGGCUUUCUUUAAUUCCUCCCAACAAGGUCAAACUCUCAGGAAUUUGGAAUCAGCGUGCUGUGUCUAAAACAGGAAGUGAUGCGAUUGUCCUGGUGUAUUUGUUUGAAAUGGCAGCUCUUUGCCAGUGAGACCGAUGCAGUGGCCAGCAGGACUGUGUCACCAGCCCUGUCUACAGAGAGCACUAAAAGCACUCCCCUCUAACCCCUCAGCUCUCCAACUCAAGUCUUACUCCCCAAGUUCUUAAUCAGAGUGAUUGUAAUCAGGCCAGAAUGCCAAGGGGCCAAGGGCUUCCAAUCUGUGGGAUUGGAACGGCAGUGAAAUGCAGCUUUAGGGGCAUUACAAUUACAAAUUGCUGUUGUACAAUGUGUAGCUACAGUACAUACUGCUAAAUGCUUUAGCCCCAACUUUGAUGGCAACUUUUAAGUCAGUCCUAAAACUGUUUUUUUUCUUCUUUUAUUUGUAAUCUUACUUAACUUUAUCUUAAGUCUUUUUAGACAUCACAAAUCUUAAAUUGACACGAGAAAGUCUUAAAGCAGAGUAUGGCCAUUGGGUUUAUGCACUGUGUUGAUUACUGCAGUGGUCUUAAGGGAAAGGAUGUGGGAUGUGGUACCGUAGGUGUUUGAUGGGAUAUUAACAUGCCUUUAAGGCAAAUUACAAUACAUUUAUCUCCUGUAAUAACUAGGAAUAUGGAAUAUGGAAUAUCAAAUAGCAUGAUGUUGUCAGAAACAGCAACUAUGAAAUUCCCUACAAGAAAGUCUUAAACUCUGUUUUUUUAAGGAGCAGGCCUAAGGUUGUUACCUUAUGGAGUGCCGGUUACAGAUUAGGAGCAGGCAAGGCCUCUCUGUUUAGAAUCAGUCCAUCUUUACAGGGCUGCGAGUCACUCCCUGCCUGCCUUGUCCUGUCCUGACCCCUGCCCGUGGUAACCCCUACACCCAGGGGGCGCCAUCUGGUUCGGAGUGGCGGGGAGCGCCUGGGAGGGAUGGUUAACAAUAAGAACAGGGGGACGUAGCGCUCAUUGUGCUCUCCAUCAAAGAGCGGGUGGUGAGGCCCCAGCCCUGGCUCCUGCCCUGGCCCAGUCACCAGGCGCUGGCGAGCAGAUGGAACAAGUACAUCAAGCUGUGGGGGAUUAUUAAAAUGACUGACGAGAGGGUAUCAUCUCAAAUACAGCAUUAUUAAUGCAUGAGCCCUGCUAUUCUCCUCCCUUGCCCUUGAACCUGUCCAUUUCAUUUGAAGCCCAGAGGUUUCUUUAUAUCUUUCUAUUUUUUUUUUUUAAGCAUCUAAAUGACUGGUCACUGACUGUCCCAGGCCAGGCCUCCCACUGCUGGUCACUGCAUCACUCUCCCAGGUCUAAUUGGUACAGAUGGCUCUUUAGUCCUUUUAUUAUUCUCCCCCCAUUCAGAGCUGGCUGUUAUUGUGUUGUCAACUUUUGAAAGCGUUUAUAUUAAGUCUUAGAAGUUUAUAAUACGCACCUCAUUGUCAAUUCUCAUAGCUUUUUUUCUGUUUUUUUUGGGGGGGUUUGUUGCUUGUUUGUUAUCGGUGUUAUAAGGUACAAUGCUUUUCAGGAUAUCCUCCUACACAGAAACUCAAACGGAUUUCCCUCCAGGUGAACCUGUCUAGUAUUUUCUAAGCUGUUCCUUCUGUUUGCUGGUUGAUUGAUCGAUUGAUUUGUAUGAGAUUUGUACAUAUUUCCAUGACCAUGCCAAACCAAUUCAGUGGGCUGGUAGUAAAAAAAAAGGAUUGUUGAUGUGACUGAAACUUGACUGCGCUUGUAUAGCCAAAAAAGAAAAAAGAAAAAAAAGAGAACUUAUAUCUCGCAAUGAGACAAUGUUUUAUAAGUGUUAUAAGCACUGGAUAUAAAUUGUAUUUUUAUCAAUUCUGACUAAUGUGAAGCUGUUGUAUGAGGAAAAAAACCCUGAAUGAACAAAGUCAUCAGUUGAUCUCAUGUAGGCUCAUUCUCACAGUUACCAUAUUGAAGUCAUUUUUCUGUCUACCUUUCUUUGUUUUUGUUUAUUUAUGCAAAGACACACAUGAUGAAUGAAAACUUUGUUUAAGCUCCAGAUUCACCUUGGAGAGAGAGAGAAGAGAGAGAGAGAGAGAGAGAGAGAGAGAGAGAGAGAGAGAGAGAGAGA